This is a messenger RNA of Salvia splendens (bonfire salvia), 1002 nucleotides long. RefSeq names its product extensin-like. NCBI's taxonomy places the organism in Eukaryota, Viridiplantae, Streptophyta, Magnoliopsida, Lamiales, Lamiaceae. The transcript has a single exon. The record is from RefSeq and is a predicted model, not a curated record. Bases 1 to 1002 code for a protein of 333 amino acids.
AUGGCUGGUAUGGCUAAGUUACAGUCGCGUAUGGAUGAGUAUGAUCGCCACCCGUCUUCGUCGCGACCACCUCCUUUGCCUGAUCCGGACCCCCCAUAUGAUCUCGUGGCACCCGAUCAAUUGGAUGGGCAGCAGUACUCCUACAAUCAGCCGCCGCACCUUCCCUACAACGAAUCAUACGGACAGUCGUGGUACCAUCCCUAUACCGACACUGAUCCGUCAUGUGGUAACUCGUUCAACUACGGACUUAACCCUUAUCAGCAACCAGGCAAUGCCGGACAGCCAUACCAACAGCCCCACAACCUUCAUUGGUGUCCGUCGGCGUCACCUCAACAACUACAGCUGUCUCACACCCAAAGCCCGACCUGUUGGGAUCCACCACAGGCGCGACAGCCAUACGGUUGGGAACCGCAAGCUCGUCCCCUCGAAACCUUUGAAUGGCAGCGUCCCCAGCAUCCCUGCAACCAAGAUUCUGAGCCCUUCCGGCAGCUGCAGAACUCACGCCCGAGUGCACAUCCCUGGCAACUUGAUUGCACGGUGUUUUCUCCACCGAGUAACCACCACUCAGUAGAGCCGCUGCCCGCUGCUAUCCCACAGCCACCACAACUAUGUCAGCUAUCCUUCCGGCCUCCAACAAGUCCCCACCAUUCAGCAACAACCCCGCUGUCUUCUGCUGCAGCUGUCCCUCCACCAGUCGCUAUUUCUCCCCUGUGCAGCCCCUAUGUCAAUGGAGCGGAAGAGGAAUUGUUUGAAGAUGAACCGCCCCAACCCGAUUACACCCUUACGCAACCGAUACUCGACUAUCUGUUAGCGGCCCCCGCUAUAUUUGAGACACAGUUGGAAACCAUGGACCGCCGCCUCGACAACCUCCAACCACUGGCGCAAUCCAAGCCUGAUCCCCCGUACUGCCUUCGGGAUUAUGGCUUGCCAGAAUUAGGUCCUCUUCAAACAGCGACGGCCAAUACCUUUGGGACCACAACCCUAUUCAGAGUAUUCCGUUGA